AUGCUCGUUUAUGAUGGCAACAGACCCGUGGAUUUGAUGCUGGGCCCAGAUCUUCUUCAAGCCUCGCUGAAUCCCAGCAUGGGUGCAAGAAUAUUUCCAUUCCAUAGACAUGAUCUUGCUAAAGUUGCCUGGUUGACAAGACCAGCAAAGAUCUUGAAAAGCUUUGGAAGCAUGUUGAUGUCAAAGGCGUAUGGUGUAGCAUUUGCACUAUUGUCAGAUCCAUCCUCAAUUGAAGCAAGAACUUGGAAGCGAUGA
Molecule: messenger RNA, 255 nt
Organism: Paraglomus occultum
Lineage: Eukaryota; Fungi; Glomeromycota; Glomeromycetes; Paraglomerales; Paraglomeraceae
Source: the annotation of a GenBank genome assembly